AUGGCGUCGGAGUUGAGACAAUUGGAGGAGCAGAGGUUGCAAGAGCAACAAGAAACGUCGUCAACCCUGCUUCGGUUGAUUAAACGCAUGAAGAACAUGGAGGAGAAGUUUCGGUCGACCCGAAAUUCUGCCCAGGUCCGAUGUCAAAAGUUGGAGGAUCGGGAGAGGCGAAUCGGAGAUGAGACGAGCAAACUGGACGUGUUGAAGGCCGAGACGGAGAACAAAGCUGUGGAGCUUCGAAGCCUUGAGAAGCUGAUCCAGGAGAGACAAGAAGAAGCUGUAAAAGGUGAGAGUCACUCAGACUCGCUCAAGUUGUUAAUCCAAGAACAUGAAGAAGAACUGGAGUUUAAAGAGAAGCGGUUCUCGGAUCUUGAGAGAAUGAUUGGUGUGAAGGAGGGAGAGUGUGAGUCGGUUCAGAAGAGAAUGAAGGAGAGCUUGGAGAAACUGAAUAGGGUUGAGAAGGAAAUAGAAGAGAAGAUUCAAUUGAAACAAAAGUUAAGCAGGGCAAUGGAGGUGAAAGGGAAAGUGUUGUGUUUGCAUAAGACAUCAAUGAAGGAGUGGUCGAGAAAGCUUGAAGUAAAAGGGAGGGAACUUGAAGAAUUGUCUGAGAAGAUUGAGUUGAAAGAAAAACAAUUUGAACCGAAAGUGGAGGAGAUUCGUUUGAUUGAAAAAAGGGUAAAUGAAUGCCUGAAUGAGAUUGAAUUGAAAGAAAGGCAUCUUCAGUCACUCGAAAAAUCAAUUCAAGAGGGUGAAAAUUCGUUAGAAGAACGCGAAAAGCACUUAGAUUCAAUCUCUCAUGGACUUGAAAUGAGAGAGAAGGAACUUGAUCUAAAGACCAAAGAACUUGAACCGAAGCAAUAUGAACCGGCACCAGCAAGUAAUGUCAUUUCUUCCCUUAUCGAAGUUGAGGAACCAGAAUCUUUACUAGCCAAAAAAGUAGCAGUUUCAUCUUCUUCAAAUCCUCAAUUAAGUGACUCCUUAAAGGCAAGGAAUUUGCAUGGACAAGUGACUGGGAAUGAUUUGCUUGAGAACCAAUUUUUUGAUAAUCUGCAAAGUUCAUUAGACCCUGCAAAACUUGUGUUGGAUUGGAUGCAAACUUAUCUCUCACAAUAUUGGACAAAAGGUGAUGUUGGUUUUGAAGUAACUUCGAUCAAAACCUACAUUUCCCUAUUAGAGCAGCUACUGAGACUCUCACCACAUGCCGGAGCUCGGGUGAAAGGGGAUGCAAUGAAGUUGGCAGUCCAAUGGAAAGCAAAUAUGAGAGCUGAUACAGAGAAUUCCUUGGAAAUUUUGGGAUUUUUGCACUUCCUAGCUACAUUUGGGUUGCUUUAUACUCUAAAUGUAGAUGAAAUUGUAAAGCUUCUUGGGAUGAUUUCUCAGCAUAAAGAGGCCCUAGAAUUAUGUCAGACACUUGAUUUUGCAGAUGAAAUCCCUGAGUUUAUCGGGACUCUUGUUGAAAGGAAGCAGCUGAUGGAAGCCGUUGGACUGAUUUGUACCUUCAAGUUAAGUGACAAGUUUCCUCCCGGACCACUCCUAAAAGAAUACAUGGAGGAACAAAUAAAGUGUUGCAGAAAUGCUUACAAGAGAACCAAGUUACAUAACGAAAAGGUUAGGAUUGUGGACGACCAGAUAACUCGUCUAAGAGCUGCGAUUAACAUGAACAAAAACCACAAUCUGGAGUCGACGGAGUGUGCAUCAACAAUCAUUGAAAUUCAAAUAACUCGACUGCAGCAAGUAAAGGAGAACUGGAGACUACAGGCGGCGAAUUUGGCAACUGUGCCAAAAAGAGGAACCAAACGUAGUAGCAGCACUCUUCCUACUGCGUUUGAACCCCGACAGCAGCUCAAUAAAGUUCAUCGGAAAGCUGUAGCUGUUCCUCAGCCUUCUGCAUUGCAAAUUUACACCCCGAUCUCUCUGCAGUCAGAUCUUUCAUCUGUGCUGUUACAUAAGGGGCAGUCUGGCGGCGCUCAGAACACUGGUAUAUACUACCCUCACUCUGGUACAUAGUUGUCGUCCCAAGUGGAACCACCCCAACCACUGUGGUAGGUAGCCGGCUAACUUUCUUUUCUGGAUUAUAUAUCCACCUAGCAAAAGAUCAGCAGUGGAGUGAAUUCAUGUAAAUAGAUGGCACUACUUAAAAUGUAUCCAGGAACUUUAAUAUAAACACUGUUGAUAGUGAUCA
This is a messenger RNA of Rosa chinensis, 2182 nucleotides long. RefSeq names its product FRIGIDA-like protein 5. The coding region runs from base 1 to 2007 and encodes 668 amino acids. Lineage: Eukaryota; Viridiplantae; Streptophyta; Magnoliopsida; Rosales; Rosaceae. The record is from RefSeq and is a predicted model, not a curated record. The transcript is spliced from 4 exons.